Darwinula stevensoni is the source of this 2726-nucleotide messenger RNA. The record is from the annotation of a GenBank genome assembly. Lineage: Eukaryota; Metazoa; Arthropoda; Ostracoda; Podocopida; Darwinulidae.
CCUGAGAGGAUAUUCCGCUCAUCAAGCUCCAGUCGCUCAGUGUGAGAGUGAUGUCAGGGCUUGUCGUGUCGAAUUUGAGAAUGUCUUCUCCUCAGUGGACUAAAGGGAAGCAUAAGAAGAGAGUUGUGCUUGAUCUGAACGUGCAAGACUCGCCGACGCCGUCCAUCUCUCGGCGCCGGAGUAUCGUGGACGUGGUCCGAAAGCUCAAUGAUUGCUUUCCUGCUCGCUUCGUCUGCCGCGAUCAGGAGCAACAGAAUGGGGGGUGGGAGGGGUGGUUGGCAGGCUUCUGUCCAAGCAAGCAAGGGAUCGGACGAGCCCGAGUUGUUCGCUGGGUAGGAGGAUCACCGGUGAGGAGAGCUUCGAAGAUGCUGUCGAAUGAAAUUCCUGGAGGACUUGCAGAGGAGAAAGAAGACUCUUUAAAUUUAGAGGAAGGUCCACCAAUCACAAUGACGGUCUCCACAACAGCAAGUGAUCCUGUUGAUACCACCAAUGGUCAUCCAUCAGCACUAUCGUCAUCCAGUCUUCAGAUGAGGGAGGUUGAUGAAAAGCAGGAGAAGCGUUGGAAUGCAAUAUAUCCUGGUCAAUCGUUUGAUGAGAAUCGUGGUAUCCCAAAUGACAACAUUCCCUUAUCCAGAAUCCGGAGGGAUUCUACAAACUCAGCGUGCAAGACUGAAGAAAAAGCAGAAAUCUCAGGAAAUAAUGUGGAUGGAAUGUUCCAGAUGAUCAGUGCAAUGUAUGGCAAACUUCUUGUUGUCAUGGGCCUUGCCUUCCCUCUCUCUGAAAUUAUCUCAUCUCGCAUCCCAGAUGCUUUCUAUGAGGGAUUUUACCUCUACCUAUAUAUCGGAAGCAUCCUGUUCCUUGGGUAUGUGUAUAUCUUCCUCCUGAGCACAAAGCGACUCUCAUCUCUCGGCCUCCGAAUGCGGCAUCAAAACACUGAAGCAAACCUCACUAGCAAUUUCAGCAGUUUCUGCUCAAAUUAUAGUGCUGAUGAGUCAUUGACAGAUGUUGUCCGGACGUCACAGUCAUAUUCCCAGGCACGGUCCAAGAGACUCUAUCUUCUCCAGGAUGCUAAGAUCCAUUUUGGAAGCUUCUACCUUCGUCUUGGUGUUCUUGCUUUUGGUGUUGGGAAUAUGAUCUACUCUGGAUUGGAAUUCACCCAAUUGUUUGAACACAAACCUUCAUAUUGCUCCAAGAAGAUCAUUGCAAUAACCUCUGGUGUCCAUGUGGUCUUCACUUUCCUUCAGAUGUACUUCGUCUUUCUCAAUUCUAAGAUGUUAAUCCCCAAGUACAAGAAGCUGGCAAACUUCGGUCUCAUGCACAUGAUAGCUACUAAUUUAUGUGUGUGGCUCCAUGUGCUUGUCGAAGAGUCCAAGCACGAGUUUCUCGAGAUUUAUCACGAAUUAGGACUUCACAAUGCCUCAAGUCCUUAUCACCACCGCCAGAAACAUCCCUCUCUUGCUGAUGGUAUUGCAGCUGCUGUCACUGGAGGUCGCGUUCUUGACAACGAAACCCAAUUGUACCAAAAUGAAACCCAGCCGUAUCCCUCAUACAUGCACCAUAUUCAUAGGAGGGCCCUGCGCAACUUCAUGAAAGGAAUGUACGACAAUUACGAGUGCAGCCGCUCUGACAUCAUGGGCGAAGUGGUGCAGAACGCCAGUCCUUUCCUUUUCCCGUGCGUCAUCGAGUACAGCCUCAUUUGUGCGGCCAUCCUGUACGUGAUGUGGAUAGACGUGGGCGUACCGACGUCGUCGAAGAAGAAACACACCGGGAUGCUCCGCUAUUCCACCAAGAGGUCGCGUCACCACUAUUCCAUGGAUUGUGCCGGUGCCAAUCGGGGGCUCUUCAUGGGUCUCAUCAUCCUCGUCCUCACCGUCAUCAGCCUCAUCCUCUUCUUCGUCCUCAUCUCUCGCGACAAGACCAAGGAGCUGGCAGUGAUCAUGGCAAACGUGAGCGAGCUCGUCUUGUACGUGACGACCGCGGUCGCGUCCGUGAUCGGGCUGAUCAUGAUGCGGAAUAUGAGCGUCGUCAACCACAGACUCCAGAUCGAUUCUCUUCUCCUCAUCAUCGCUCAGACCGGACUGUUCAUGUACUCGGUCUUCAUCAUCAUCGGGGGCUACUUCAUGAUGAACGAGAAGGACGACAGUAGCUUCCUCACGCUCAUCACGGGGCUCAUGUCUCUCAUCCAGGGAAUGGUCCAGACCAUCUUCAUCUUGGACGCUUCGCGGCGUGUGGCCACCUGCAGCUCUCAGGCUCGGCGUAAGCCGGGUCGGGAGUUCGUCACGUUUCUCAUCGUGUCGAAUCUGGCGAUGUGGGCGAUCAACACGCUGGAGACUAGUCGGGCUAACGUGCAUCCUAUUCACCUUCGGUUCUACGGGCAGUGGGCGUGGACCAUCAUCAUACACGUGAGCAUGCCGCUGGCCAUCUUCUAUCGCUUUCACUCCACCGUUUGCCUCUGUGAAGUCUGGACCAAGGCCUACAAGAUCAGGGCCAUAAAGGUGUGAGUGCCAUCCUGCUUUUCUCAUCGUGGAAAGACGUUCAUCUGGGGACGAUUGCUGAUUUCAGCACGACCGAAGCCAAGCUUCUGUAUACCGGUUGAUGGAACGUUUCAUUCCAGUGCGCUCCACCCCAGAGUGCGAUUCGUGGCAGUUAUGCUGUCGAUAUUAUAUGUUCUUAUCCUUGUGUUUGUAAAAGUGAUACAUGUGGAAUUAUACAUAGGUGACUUGAAA